AUGGCGGCAGCGGCUGCGGCUGCCCGAGCGCUUCCUGUGGGCUCUGGGCUCCAGGGUCUGCAACGCACGCUGCCGCUUGUAGUGAUUCUCGGGGCCACCGGCACUGGCAAGUCCACUCUGGCCCUGCAGCUAGGCCAGCGGCUCGGUGGCGAGAUCGUCAGCGCUGAUUCCAUGCAGUCUCAAGAGAUGGGCACUGGGAAAGUAAUUGAUCUGAAAGUAGAGCUUGAGAAGGAGGAUGGCCAUGUACUGCACAAACGCCUAAGCCAGGUGGACCCAGAAAUGGCUGCCAAGCUGCACCCACAUGAUAAGCGCAAAGUGGCCAGGAGCUUGCAAGUGUUUGAAGAAACAGGAAUCUCUCACAGUGAAUUUCUUCGUCGUCAACAUGCAGAGGAAGGCGGUGGUCCCCUCGGAGGCCCUCUGAAGUUCCCUAACCCUUGCAUCCUCUGGCUUCAUGCUGACCAGACAGUUUUAGAUGAGCGCUUGGAUAAGAGAGUGGAUGACAUGCUUGCUGCUGGUCUCUUGGAGGAGCUAAGAGAUUUUCACAGGCGCUAUAAUCAGAAGAAAGUUUCAGAAAAGAGCCAGGACUAUCAACAUGGUAUCUUCCAGUCAAUUGGCUUCAAGGAAUUUCACGAGUACCUGAUCACUGAGGGAAAAUGCACACCAGAGACAAGUAACCAGCUUCUAAAGAAAGGUAUCGAGUCUUUGAAGCAAGUAACUAAGAGAUAUGCCCGGAAGCAAAACCGAUGGGUUAAAAACCGUUUUUUGAGCAGACCUGGUCCCAAUGUCCCCUCGGUAUAUGGCUUAGAGGUGUCUGAUGUCUCCAAGUGGGAGGAGUUUGUUCUCAAACCUGCUCUUGAUAUCGUGCAAAGUUUUAUCCAGGGCCACAAACCUGCUGCCACUCCAAUAAAGACAUCACACAAUGAAACUGAGAACAAAAGAAGUUACCAUAUGUGUGACCUCUGUGACCGAAUCAUCAUCGGGGACCGUGAGUGGGCAGCACAUAGGAAAUCCAAAUCUCACUUGCACCACCUGAAGAAAAGAAGAAAAUUGGACUCAGAUGCCAUCAAUACCAUAGAAAGACAGAGUAUUUCUCCAAACUGAAACAUAGAACUUCAAGAGAAGAGAUCCUCGGGACAGCAUAUCAAGGGCCAAAAUAAGCAUUUAAGAGAUAUGUUCAGUGGCCUUUGCAAAGGAGGGAGGGUCAAGUUCAGGAAGGAGGUUGCAUCUGUUUGUACUGCCCUGGAACGCAGAAUGCUGG
Molecule: messenger RNA, 1258 nt
Organism: Dipodomys ordii (Ord's kangaroo rat)
Lineage: Eukaryota; Metazoa; Chordata; Mammalia; Rodentia; Heteromyidae
Gene: Trit1
Product: tRNA isopentenyltransferase 1
Exons: 9
Coding region: 1-1101 (366 amino acids)
Biological process (GO): tRNA modification
Cellular component (GO): mitochondrion
Molecular function (GO): tRNA dimethylallyltransferase activity
Source: RefSeq, a predicted model, not a curated record